Molecule: messenger RNA, 2928 nt
Organism: Nematostella vectensis (starlet sea anemone)
Lineage: Eukaryota; Metazoa; Cnidaria; Anthozoa; Actiniaria; Edwardsiidae
Product: zinc finger FYVE domain-containing protein 21
Exons: 7
Coding region: 49-708 (219 amino acids)
Molecular function (GO): metal ion binding
Source: RefSeq, a predicted model, not a curated record
UAGAUUGCAGUCCGCUGGGUUCUUGUUUUGCGAUUUACGAAGCACAAAAUGUCUUCCAGCAAACAACUGCUAAAAGGCAAAAGCGGGCUAAGAAUGGUCUCCUCCGAGGCCGAGAGGUCGCCUUUCAUGCUGGAAGAGCCUCACUGGGAAGACGAUGCAUUGUUCCCAAACUGUGUGAAGUGUAAUCGGAAGUUCGAUUUCACGCAUCGCAGGCACCAUUGUCGUAGGUGUGGUAGAAUAUACUGUGGCGGCUGUUGUGACCACAAGGUGAUGUUGGAACGACUGUCAUUCAUCGAUCCUGUCAGGGUUUGCGAAGAAUGUUCACAUGUCGCAAAGAGGGAAGAAGAGUUUUUUCACAAACAUUUAAAGAUUCUUUGCAAUGGUGCAAACUUCAUUGUGGACAAUUCAGCCCCUCUCACCUUCAAUUGCAAACUGGAACACAACACACACAGGGAGAUUCUGUUUGAAUGUGAUGGAGAUGCCUACCAUGAACCCAUUGAGCUUUCUCGUCUUGUGUCAGUUCAGCUGAUUGCUGACAACCCAGAUGAUCGUGUAAGCGGCAUAAUACUAAAGUACAAGGAAAGAGCUGAAGUGAUGGAGGUAAAGCUUCAUGCAAUUGGAACAUCAGAAGCUGAGAAGAAGUCUGGAUUAGCCUGGAUAGCAGCUAUGCAGAGGGCAAUAAAGAUGUUGUUUGAAGUAGGAAGUUGAGAGCCCAAUUAAUAGGGAAAAUAGGGGGGUUGGGAGGGAAAAGUGGAGAUUUGAACUUAGUCAAGUUGCUGGUCACAAGUUUUUAAUGAACAAUUCUGGCAAGAAAAAAGAGAGACCUUUAGCAAGCCUUCCCUCUGCUAAGGAACUCUACUUGCACAACAGAAAUGAUUAUAUAGUAAUAAUUAACAUAUUUUCAUAAUUACUUUUGGCCGAUAUUUUGCCAAAGCUAAUUAAGAAAGCAGCUGUUUGAAGUAGGAGCAGGGCUUCUGGAAUUCCGCGAAAAAAACCCUCAAAAUUAUGCGGGAUUCUUUGCUAAAUUACGUGGAAAAUCAAUCAUUACGUACUAAAUUACGUGGGAUUUUGCAAUACAUUUUUCUUUAAAAAUCAAAAUUUUGCUGGAUUUUGUACUGAUUUAUGCGCUAUAUUACACAGAAUAUCGACUGUUACGCCCAAACUACAUUUUGUACCGAAGGAAAACACUAAAUAACUUUAAAAGGUUAUUUUUUUGCGUGAAAAUGUCUUAGGCAAGAUUAAAUUUGCUCCUAGCCACCAGCCAAUAAAAAAAGGUAUUUAUUUAUUAGUCCUAGGCCUUCUCGGUUAAGCCAAGAGCGCCUAGUCAUUUUAUUUGUUUUCGAAAUUCAGUUCGAAAUAUCGCACUCUUACGAAGAAUAUCUCCCUUAUUUUUUACGAGAAAUAGAGGUAAGAACCCUAAAAGAACACAUCAGCUGUGCAAUUAAAUGUUUUGUCUUUCAAAAUUUAGCCCAAUUAUGCUGGAUUACGCGGAAAUUUGUGGAUUACGUGGAAAAAGCCAAAUUACGCGCUUCCGCACAAGCGCGUAAUUCCAGAAGCCCUGUAGGAGGUCAAGAGCCUAAUUAAAAGUACAAAUAGAGGGGGGGGGGAUAGUGGAGAUUUGAACUUUGCCAAGUUUCUGGUCUCAAGUUUUUGAUGAACAAUUCUAAGUAAGCUUUUGGCAAGACAAAGGAAAGCCCUUUAGCAAGCUCUUCCUAUGCUAAGGGAACUCUCUUGCACAACAGAAAUGAUUACAGUACAUAUAUAAACAAUCUAAACAAAUUUUCAUCAUUACGUUUGGCCCAUAAUUUGCCAAAGCUUAUUCAGAAAGUAGCUUAGUGACAAAAUUGGACAUGGAAAAAUCCAUGGUAUUUUAAUACAAUAUAGGAUUUUAAUCUAAGCCAAGCCUAAGAAAGCGGAUAACCUAGAACAUAAAUCAAACAUAAAUACAAUAACUCCAGACAUAAUGGAUAUAGAUGACAUAAUGCAUUUGUUUAUCAUAGUACAAUACUGAUCAGUUCCAGUAGCCAGGAGUAUUAGGGAAGGGGGAAUUGAACAUUUAGUGACCCAUUUUCUGGCUCAUUCCAGGUGUAAGAACCUGUGAAUUUUUGCUUGGUAUAACAAAUGGUAGGACGAAUCAUCUUGAAGAUAGCUGAAUACAAAGGUGUGCUCUAGGAAUGUUAAUUACACCAGGGUAAAGCCCAUUGUUUUGACAUGCUUCCUCAAGUAAGUUACAGUAGUCCUUUUCUUUAAUUUGAGUAGACCAUACAGGUGAGUGAAGGGAGGGUGAGCUCAUGGGAACCCACCAGGCUAUAGGCCUGGAUAACUUCUUAUAAACAUUUACAGAGGGGUCAUUCUAAGUUUACCUGAAAAAAGGUAAUAGGGCCUGACAUUGUCUUAAUGUUGACAAACUUGACACUUUCAAAACACGUCCAAUUAAAUGUUUAAGAGAGUGCUUUUAACAAAAAACUGCUGUUGAUAUCAAUAAUAUAUAAUUCCAUUUUUAUGAUUUUUAAGCGUUCUCACAGAUUAAUGGCACUUGAUGACAUUCGUCAUGGUGUACUCUGUACGUACAUUGUGAACUCUAGUUUCAUGUUCAGCUCACUAAAUGUACAUGGUAUAUGAAUUCAAUCUUAGAAGAUUAUGGAAUAGCACUAAGGGUGGAUCUAAAGAUAAAGAGAACUCCCUCUUUAAAAAAUACAAGGCAGCUGCUUAAAUCAAACCUUUGGGUAUAAACAUCAGUAAGUUUUAUCUCUUGAUAGUUUUAAAAUUUGUUAUAUAUCUUGUGCAAAGGAGGGGCGAAGAUGCUACCUCCUAGAUCCACCUCUGGCGCUAUCAAUCGAUGACGGUAUCCUCACAAUAAAGAAAGUAUAAAGCUUCAUUUUGAAGUAGUGUGAAGAAAAAAAUUAAUAAAUUAACUUUUUAUAACAA